GUUGUCAUUACGCGCCUGUGCGGUGGCGCUGCGGAGUAGUAGCAUUACACUGUAAUAGCGAGGGUUGCAUUGUGUGGGUUUUUAUUGCCUUGUGAAGUACCUUUUGCGGCUGACUGCCUGCCCUACGCGCUACGAUGGAAGAGAAAGCCGGAGGGGCGGGCUGAUAUCAUUUUAUCUUUCAUUGCUGAAUUCAAACAGUAGUAUUCUACCAGCUGAGCAAAGCCGUCACACCUGACUUCCUCGGCGCAGAAUCGACAAGGGCUCAUCCAUCGCGCAUCUCCGUUGUGGGAAUCGUACAGGAUUUUGUUUCCUUCAUAGCCGACAUCGUUCUAAUGUUCGCUUUUGAUUUUUAAAAAAUAUAAUUAUUUUUAUUUUUUACAUUAAAUAGCAUAUCGGUAUUAUCUCCGCUGUGUCGAGGGUUCAAAAGGUAACAGAACGGUGGCCGUGUGCACUGGGUUUGAUGUCCUUCUAACAAAAUUAAUGUGAAGAUGUGGGUGAACCCGGAGGAGGUUUUGUUGGCCAGCGCGCUGUGGAUCACGGAACGAGCGAAUCCAUAUUUCAUCCUUCAGAAGAGAAAGGGACACGGAGAAGGAGGCGGGGGACUCGCAGGGCUGCUGGUUGGAACUCUGGACGUGGUGCUGGACUCCAGUGCCCGAGUGGCCCCGUACCGAAUCCUGUACCAGUCCCCCGACUCCCUGGUGUACUGGACCAUCGCCCACGGGAGCUGCAGGAAGGAGAUCACGGAACACUGGGAAUGGCUGGAGCAGAACCUGCUGCAGACGCUCUCCAUCUUUGAGAACGAGAACGACAUCACCACCUUCGUCAAGGGCAAGAUUCAGGGCAUCAUUGCGGAGUACAACAAGAACCACGGCAUCAAGGAGGAUGACGACACAGACAAGUUCAAAGAGGCCAUCGCCAAGUUCCGCAAGCUCUUUGGAAUGCCCGAGGAGGAGAAGCUGGUGAACUACUACACCUGCAGCUACUGGAAGGGCAAGGUCCCCCGCCAGGGCUGGCUCUACCUCAGCAUCAACCACCUGUGUUUCCACUCCUUCAUGCUGGGGAAGGAAGCCGAGCUGGUGGUCCGCUGGGCGGACGUUACGCAGCUGGAGAAGAGCGCCACCAUGCUGCUGCCCGACAUGAUCAAAGUGAGCACGCGCUCGCACGAGCACGUCUUCUCCGUCUUCCUCAACAUCAACGAGACCUUCAAGCUGAUGGAGCAGCUGGCCAACAUCGCCAUGCGGCAGCUGCUGGACAACAAGGGCUUCGAGCAGGACCGCUCGCUGCCCAAGCUCAAGAAGAAGUCCCCCAAGAAGGUGUCUGCUCUCAAGAGGGAUCUGGACGCCCGUGCGAAGAGCGAGCGGUACAGGACCCUUUUCAGGCUGCCCAAGGACGAGAAGCUGGACGGACACACGGACUGCACCCUCUGGACGCCCUUCAACAAGACGCACAUCCUGGGCCAGAUGUUCGUGUCCACCAAUUACAUCUGCUUCACCAGUAAAGAGGAGACUCUGUGCAGCCUCAUCAUCCCGCUGAGAGAGGUGACUAUCGUGGAGAAGGCGGACAGCUCCAACGUGCUGCCCAGCCCUCUGUCCAUCAGCACCAAAAACAGGAUGACCUUCCUGUUCGCCAACCUCAAAGACCGCGACUUCCUGGUCCAGCGCAUUUCUGACUUCCUGCAGCAGACCACCUCCAAGAUUUACUGUGAAAGGGAGCUGACGGGCAGCUUCAACAGCUCCGACGAGGAGGCCUACUCCCGCCAGAGCAGCCUGCUGUCCUGCAGCCCCCAGGCCAGCCUGAGCUCCGAGUCUGAGGGCGACCGCCAGUUCAACCUGAACCACAACAGCGUCCCCACCGCCAGCCAGGCCCUCAUGACCAUGUACCGCAGGAGGUCGCCCGAGGAGUUCAACCCCAAACUGGCGAAGGAGUUCCUGAAGGAGCAGGCCUGGAGGAACCACUUCACUGAGUACGGCCAGGGCGUGUGCAUGUACCGCACGCAGAAGACCAAGGAGCUGGUGCUCAAGGGCAUCCCCGAGAACAUGCGGGGAGAUCUCUGGCUGCUCUUCUCCGGGGCCAUAAACGAGAUGACCACCCACCCGGGGUACUACGAGGACCUGGUGGAGAAGUCCAUGGGCAAGUACAACCUGGCCACGGAGGAGAUCGAGCGGGACCUGCACCGCUCGCUCCCCGAGCACCCCGCCUUCCAGAACGAGAUGGGCAUCGCCGCCCUGCGCCGCGUCCUCACCGCCUACGCCUUCCGCAACCCCAACAUCGGUACUGCAGCUAUGAACAUCGUCACCUCUGUGCUGCUUCUGUAUGCCAAAGAGGAGGAGGCCUUCUGGUUGCUGGUCGCCCUGUGUGAGCGGAUGCUGCCCGACUACUACAACACCAGGGUCGUAGGCGCGCUGGUGGACCAGGGCGUGUUUGAGGAGCUGGCUCGGGAGUACGUGCCCCAGCUGUACGACUGCAUGCAGGACCUGGGCGUGAUCUCCACCAUCUCCCUGUCCUGGUUCCUCACGCUCUUCCUCAGCGUCAUGCCCUUCGAGAGCGCCGUGGUGGUGGUCGACUGCUUCUUCUACGAGGGCAUCAAGGUCAUCUUCCAGCUGGCGCUGUCCGUGCUCGACGCCAACAUCGACAAGCUGCUCAACUGCAAAGACGACGGCGAGGCCAUGACCGUCCUGGGCCGGUACCUGGACAGCGUGUCCAAUAAGGACAGCACCUUACCCCCCAUCCCCCACCUGCACUCCCUGCUCACAGACGACCGGGAGCCCCACCCGGAGGUGGACAUCUUCAAACUGGUGCGCAGCUCCUAUGAGAAAUUCGGCAGCAUCCGAGCCGACGUGAUCGAGCAGAUGCGCUUCAAGCAGCGGCUGCGGGUGAUCCAGACCAUCGAGGACACCACGAAACGCAACGUGGUGCGGACCAUCGUGACUGAGACCGCCUUCAGCAUAGACGAGUUGGAGGAGCUCUACGUCCUGUUCAAGGCGGAGCACCUGACCAGCUGCUACUGGGGCGGGAACAGCAACCCCACGGACCGGCACGACCCCAGCCUGCCCUACCUGGAGCAGUACCGCAUCGACCUGGAGCAGUUCAGGGGGCUGUUCGGCCUGCUCUUCCCCUGGGCCUGCGGGGCCAACUCCGACUCGCUGGCCCUGCGCUUCUUCCGGCUGCUCGACCACAACGGCGACUCCCUCAUCAACUUCCGCGAGUUUGUGACCGGGCUGAGUGUGCUUUGUCACGGGGACCUCGCCGAGAAGCUGAAGAUCCUCUACAAGAUGCACGUCCUGCCCGAGGUGAUGCCCGAACAGGACGAGCCGGACUCCGCCUUCGAGGCGACGCAAUACUUCUUUGAGGACAUCACCCCGGAGACGUCCCACGGACUCGAUUCCAAGUCGAAGAGCGAUAAGGACGAUGGUUUUGUCAGAGUGACCUUCAAGACUGAAAAAGUGAAGAAGAUGCACACCCCAGACUACCGCACGUACCUCCGCCUGUGGAACCAGGAGAACAAGGCAAAGCUGGAGAACAUGAAGGAACUGCCCAAACUCAACCAGGGCCAGUUCAUCGAGCUGUGUAAGACCCUGUACAACAUCUUCAGUGAGGACCCCAGCGAGCAGGAGCUGUACCAUGCCACGGCCACCGUCACCAGCCUGCUGCUGGAGAUGGGCGAGGUGGGCAAGCUCUUCAGCUGCCAUGGCAACAGGGAGGAGGAGGACGAGGAGGAAGAGGAGGGCCGCGAGGGCGGCCGCAGCCGGGGGAAGGAGCAGAAGGCGCAGGGGGCGGACCCCUUUCUGCAGGGCGGGGGGGUGGGGGAGGAGGGCGGGGCCGGCCGGGAGCCCCUCCCCUGCCCGCAGAUGGAGGACAUCAAGCUGGAGGACUCGUCGCCCAGGGAUACGGGUGCGUCGUCCGCCAUGCUGACCUCGGACGACGAGACGAAGGACGACGCGUCGAUGUCGUCGUACUCGGUGCUGAGCUCCGGGUCGCACGAGCUGGACGAGAAGCUGCACUGCGAGGACAUCGCCGAGGACACGGUGCUGGUGCGCAGCGCUCACCACGGCGACCGCCUGCCGCACAGCGUCAGCAUCGACCGGGACUGGGCCAUCACCUUCGAGCAGUUCCUGGCCUCGGUGCUGACCGAGCAGGCGCUGGUGCUCUACUUCGAGAAGCCGGUGGAGGUGGCCGCCCGCAUCACCAACGCCAAGAACAUGCGCAAGGUCGGCCCCCUCACGUCCACCAGCGACUACGAGAUCUCCGCCCUCUCCGGGUGAACGGGGCCCCCGGCUCUGUCCCCCCUCCCGCCCCCCCUCAGAACUAUUGGAACUCAGGCAGGUCCGCCUCGAACUGCGGGGUCUGUUUGUGUAAUUGUUCCGAUGUUGCAUCUCAUUGACUGUCUGGUCAUAGGAGGACUCUCUCUCUCUCUCUCUCUCUCUCUCUCUAGCCACGUGAAACCCACUUAUUUACAUGUACAUUUAUUUAUAAUAAGCGGAAUACAAGGUGUGAUGCUCUGCUUCGUGAAGACUGCAAUCGAGGACUGUUAGACUGUUAAGUUUGUCAUGAAGGACUCAGCAGUUUGAAGCAUAGCCAUAGAGUAGAAAAGGGGUUUGUUGUUGACUUAGAUCAGGAAGUGCAAUCCUUUUAAAUGUGUCUUCAAUAUACUAAUUGAGCUUGUUCUAAUUUAUAUGAGUAAUGUACAGUGUGACACUGUACUACAGUAACCUCUUUGAUCAUGUCAGGCUAUGUAUUCUGUCUUUGUGAUCUUCAAUUACUCUUAACUACAAAGAAAAACUGUAAUGAUGUUCACAGCUGCAUCUAAUAUGAAAUGUAAUUCUGUGAUUUGACUACAUAUACACUUUGUAUAGAUUAAUGUAUUAGCUGUUGGUUGAAAUGUUGUUUUAAACAGGAGCACCUGCACUUUGAUUCAGUUUUUGUCAGAAAAAGGUUUACAUUUCUUUCUCUUUCAUUCUGCAGAUGAAAGAGAGUUGCUUGGCUUGUCCUUUCGGUAUCAGACUUUCGUUCCCAGCCUGUGCCCUCAUAGUGAAAUCAGCUGGUCUUUUUUUGCUGUAUUUUAAACUGCUGUGUUUGUUUUUGUUGUGAAUAUUUUAAACAUGUAUAUGGCUUCAAAACCACUCCAGCUAAUAAAAGAAUGUAGAAGGA
This is a messenger RNA of Anguilla rostrata (American eel), 5148 nucleotides long. It is a transcript of the gene tbc1d9, whose product is annotated as TBC1 domain family, member 9 (with GRAM domain). Lineage: Eukaryota; Metazoa; Chordata; Actinopteri; Anguilliformes; Anguillidae. The transcript is spliced from 22 exons. Gene Ontology annotation, molecular function: calcium ion binding. Bases 489 to 4262 code for a protein of 1257 amino acids. The record is from RefSeq and is a predicted model, not a curated record.